Messenger RNA from Strongylus vulgaris, 312 nucleotides. NCBI's taxonomy places the organism in Eukaryota, Metazoa, Nematoda, Chromadorea, Rhabditida, Strongylidae. The record is from the annotation of a GenBank genome assembly.
CUAACUGCCGAAAAUGCAGACUUGACCCGCCAAGUCGAUGAAGCCCUUCAACGGCAGGCUGAACUUGGCAUGCAGAUGAAAGAGCUACAGGAGCGAUACGCUGAGCUGAGGAGUAUGUUUUGUGACGCUGAAGAGGAGCUGAGCCGUUUUCGAUCAGCACCACCGAUGAGAGCAGGCUCGGUCGAUUCAUUGUAUGAUUCCUUAGCCUCUGAGCUAGAAAAUAGCGAUAGUGGAUUUUCGAGUACCCCAGCUGCAAGUGCAAGAGCUGGCGAUGCUCUAAGUUUACGCCUUGAGCUGCAGAAGACAGCAGAA